Saimiri boliviensis boliviensis (Bolivian squirrel monkey) is the source of this 2894-nucleotide messenger RNA. It is a transcript of the gene TNIP1, whose product is annotated as TNFAIP3 interacting protein 1. Lineage: Eukaryota; Metazoa; Chordata; Mammalia; Primates; Cebidae. The record is from RefSeq and is a predicted model, not a curated record. Gene Ontology annotation, biological process: cellular response to lipopolysaccharide; regulation of transcription by RNA polymerase II; negative regulation of canonical NF-kappaB signal transduction. Gene Ontology annotation, molecular function: mitogen-activated protein kinase binding.
AGUCUCCGGGGACUUUCCCAGGGAUGGGGCGGCCGAGCCCGGCCCCCAGCACUUCCUAGUCCCACUGCCCCCGCCCAGGAGCCCGAGGAGUGCCGGAGCCUGGCCCGGGCCGCCGCCCGGUCCCUGGACUCGGGGCUGGACGCAGCAAGCGGGGCGCUGUGUCCCCAAGCUCCCAGUCCUCGGCCAGGCGGGCACCACAGCAGGGGCUGAGCUACCCUCAUGGAAGGGAGAGGACCGUACCGGAUCUACGACCCUGGGGGCAGCGUGCCCUCAGGAGAGGCAUCCGCAGCUUUUGAGCGCCUAGUGAAGGAGAAUUCCCGGCUGAAGGAAAAAAUGCAAGGGAUAAAGAUGUUAGGGGAGCUUUUGGAAGAGUCGCAGAUGGAAGCGGCCAGGCUUCGGCAGAAGGCAGAGGAGCUGGUGAAGGACAAUGAGCUGCCCCCACCACCUUCUCCCUCCUUGGGCUCUUUCGACCCCCUGGCUGAGCUCACAGGAAAAGACUCAAAUGUCACAGCACCUCCCACUGCCCCUGCAUGCCCCAGUGACAAGCCAUCACCAGUCCAGAAGCCUCCAUCCAGUGGCACCUCCUCUGAAUUUGAAGUGGUCUCUGCUGAGGAGCAGAAUUCUCCGCCAGAGAGCAGCAGCCAUGCCAAUGUAAUGGCGCUGGGCCCCCUGCCCCACGAGGAUGGCAACCUGAUGCUGCACCUGCAGCGCCUGGAGACCACGCUGAGCGUUUGUGCGGAGGAGCCGGACCAUGGCCAGCUCUUCACCCACCUGGGCCGCAUGGCCCUGGAGUUCAACCGGCUGGCGUCCAAGGUGCACAAGAAUGAGCAGCGCACCUCCAUCCUGCAGACCCUGUGCGAGCAGCUUCGGAAGGAGAACGAGGCUCUGAAGGCCAAGCUGGACGAGGGCCUGGAACAGCGGGAUCAGGCUGCUGAGAGGUUACGGGAGGAAAACUUGGAGCUCAAGAAGUUGUUGAUGAGCAGUGGCAACAAAGAGGGUACCUCUGGGCAGCCAGGCUCACCGAAGAUGGAAGGGGCAGGCAAGAAGAUGGGGGCCGGGCAGCAGCAGGCUAGUGUGACGGCAGGUAAGGUCCCAGAGGUGGGGGCCUUGGGCGCAGCUGAGAAGAAGGUGAAGAUGCUGGAGCAGCAGCGCAGUGAGCUGCUCGAAGUGAACAAGCAGUGGGACCAGCAUUUCCGGUCUAUGAAGCAGCAGUACGAGCAGAAGAUCACUGAGCUGCGCCAGAAGCUGGCUGACCUGCAGAAGCAGGUGACUGACCUGGAGGCCGAGCGGGAGCAGAAGCAGCGUGACUUUGACCGCAAGCUCCUUCUGGCCAAGUCCAAGAUUGAAAUGGAGGAGACCGACAAGGAACAGCUGACAGCAGAGGCCAAGGAGCUGCGCCAAAAGGUCAAGUACCUACAGGAUCAGCUGAGCCCGCUCACUCGGCAGCGCGAGUACCAGGAAAAAGAGAUCCAGCGGCUCAACAAGGCUCUGGAGGAGGCACUGAGUAUCCAAGCCCCCCCAUCAUCUCCACCAACAGCAUUUGGGAGCCCAGAAGGAGCAGGGGGCCUCCUAAGGAAACAGGAGCUGGUCACACAGAACGAGUUGCUGAAACAGCAGGUGAAGAUCUUUGAGGAGGACUUCCAGAGGGAGCGCAGCGACCGUGAGCGCAUGAAUGAGGAGAAGGAGGAGCUGAAGAAGCAAGUGGAGAAGCUGCAGGCCCAGGUCACCCUGUCGAAUGCCCAGCUAAAAGCGUUCAAAGAUGAGGAGAAGGCAAGAGAAGCCCUCAGACAGCAGAAGAGGAAAGCAAAGGCCUCUGGAGAGCGCUACCAUGUGGAGCCCCACCCGGAACACCUCUGCGGUGCCUACCCUUACGCCUACCCGCCCAUGCCAGCCAUGGUACCACACCACGGCUUCGAGGAUUGGUCCCAGAUCCGCUACCCCCCUCCCCCUAUGGCCAUGGAGCACCCGCCCCCACUCCCCAAUUCGCGCCUCUUCCAUCUGCCGGAAUACACCUGGCGUCUACCUUGUGGAGGGAUUCGAAAUCCAAAUCAGAGCUCGCAAGCGAUGGACCCUCCCACAGCCAGGCCUGCAGAACCAGAGUCUGCAAAAAAUGACCGUGAGGGGCCUCAGUGAGACCAGAUUGUGUCAUUUGGCUCCACCUUCAUCUUGCAGAGCCAGCUGACCUCAGAUGGCCGAAAAACUAGAAGUCACGUGCACAAUGUGGCCAGAGCCUCAACUGGAUGAGAGGCUGAGAUGGGUGGCCAGCUUGUACCCCAGUCCCUGAACUGAGCUGUUUACAAGACUAGGGAGGCUCCACCCAGAAGGCUUUCAUUCGCACUCUGCUGGGAGUGACUGGGAAAAACUCACUACCCUGCUCCUGAGUGAAGAGAGACCUCAUCCAGCUUUGACCUGCCAUCCAUUGCAGAAGCCUCCAGGAGCAGCAAUCCUAAGAGUGGGGUGCAGCCAAGACCCCCUUCCUUCACAACAUCACAGAAGUGGCUUCAGGCCCUCUGGGUGCCGUGACCAAUUUGUGUGUGUGUUUAUUUUUUGCUUCAAGCUCUGUAGCAGGACUGUCCCACGCACAGCCCUACCCCUCUGCGACGAGCCGUGAGAAGUGUGGGUUUGUCUCCGGAGCAGAAGAAAACGACGGAUGUUCUGGCUCUGGGGCCCUCUCCACCUCCACUCACCGUAGCCUCGCUGAAGCCAUCACAGAUGGGAGAAGGCCAUGCCAGCCACGUCUGCUGAGGGGCCCCAGCCUGAAGCUGCCAGGCUCUGAGGUUCAGACCCUUGACCCUGCAGCUGGAGGCCUGUGGUGCCAGAAGCCCGGAUUAGGGUGGCUGUCCAUUCCUGGAUAGCUAUUUGCACGAAUCAUGGACAUAAAUCCAAGUUGAAGA